AUGGGUUCGUUCGGCAUCUUUCUCAUCUUCUAUGUGCUCGGGGGAAUUACCUUCAUUCCCCUGGUCAUUUCACUGGCUCUGCUUUACGCCUACCUAACCUUUCCCGAUGCCCCUCCCUCAAACCACGACUGUGCUGCAACCUCCGAUUCCGCUCAGCAGCUUGCCGAUGAUGAUUAUUACCUGAAGUCGAGAACGGAUCAGCUGGCAGAGGAGUUUCACCGCACGCAUGACUCUGAUGUUGCCGCGGGUUAUUUUGCGGUUUGUCGGGAAUAUGUGCCUGGUGGUGUCAAUGGCAAACCGCCGGAAAGAACGACCCCGGCUGGAGAGGUUGUUGCGGCCGAAAGCCCCAGUGUCUAUCAAGCCAUGUACCGUAGUCUGUUCGACCGGAAGCAGGCACCUAGCAUUGAACCGGCAAAGCUGAACGGAAAGAGCACUAAGCGGGCACGUAAUGUGUUUUAUAUUGUUCUUCGACAUGGCCACUUGAUGCUGUACGACGAUUCAAAUCAGGUGGAAGUGCGUUAUGUUAUCUCACUGGCCCAUCAUGACGUAUCGAUAUAUGGCGGGGAAGGAGACAUCCCAGAGGGUGAGCUGUGGAUCAAAAGGAAUGCCAUAUGUCUGUCACGGCGACUGGAUUCGCUUGGUGACCUAGGCGGACCGACACCCCCAUUCUACCUUUUUUCAGAAAACUUGUCCGAGAAAGAAGACUUCUAUUUCGCUAUGCUUCAGAACCAGUCCAAAAUGAGGGACUCUGCAAGUCGUCCUCCUAAGAAUCAGGACUUCGACGUGAGACACAUAGUUACGCUGGUUCAGCGCCUUCACUCCUCUGAAGAGCAACUUCAAACUCGGUGGAUUAAUGCCUUCCUUGGAAGAUUAUUCCUCGCUCUCUAUCGAACGCCUGAAUUGGAGCAAUUUGUACGGAGCAAAAUCACAAAGAAAAUCUCUCGUGUAAACAAGCCAAACUUUAUCAGCAAGGUUGGCCUGCACAAAAUCGACAUGGGAGAAGGGGCCCCUUUCAUCACAAACCCACGGUUGAAAGAUCUGACCGCGGAUGGUAACUGCUGUGUUGAGGCGGAUCUCCAAUACACAGGUAACUUCCGUGUCGAAAUAUCCGCGACCGUUCGCAUUGAUCUAGGGCCUCGAUUUAAGGCCAGGGAAGUUGAUAUUUUGCUGGCGGUGGUACUCAAAAAGCUGGAAGGUCAUCUUUUGGCUCGCUUCAAGCCUCCACCAAGUAAUCGCUUCUGGAUGUCCUUUGAAACAAUGCCAAAGAUUUCCAUGGAUAUCCAGCCUAUAGUCAGUUCCAAACAAGUCACGUUUGGUCCCAUAUUGCGUACAAUCGAGAGCAAGAUUCGCGAGGUGAUUGCAGAGAGUAUCGUGCUACCUUUUUGGGAUGAUGUCCCCUUCUUGGAUACGAUGGGUCAGACUUUUCGCGGGGGUAUUUGGCAGCAUGAUGAACCGAGUGCUGGUGUUGAGGCAGAGAUCCCAGAUGAGUCCUAUGAACCUCCAAUGGUUCCCAAGGCCGCUUCUGCUCACCCGGUUGAGGUACUAAAAUCUAAGGAUGAUCGAACCAUGAGCAUGCCCGUCCUUCCGGAAACUGGGUUGCCCAAGGUGAAGCCACGGCGUGCCCCAAAAUUAUCGUCAUCAGACAUACAGGCUAGCACUUCGACAGCUACAUCUACUGGUAUAGAGAGCCCCAAUGCUGUGUCUUUGCCUCGUGCCAUUCGAUCACAAACAUUUUCCCAUGCGGCCGAUCCCGUCGUGACCCCAGACAAUGCAAACUUCAACAAGCCUGCAUCGGAUAUGGAUAGCCACGAGAAAACUAAUGCGACCAGUGUAAUGAUUGAAAUUUCGAAUCGUUCACCACCAGCUUCCCCGCAAAGGAUCCCGAGCAACUCGCCACCCACUGGGGGUCUAACGAUACCGGAAGCUGCAGUUCACAGUCGAGAAUCCUCAAUUGCAGAAUCCCUGGAUGGAGAGAGCUUCACCAAUGAUCACGUUAUUCAAAGCCCCUCAUCCGCUAGAUUCGAGACCAGCCACACCUCUAGCCUGCGAAGCUCUCGAGCUAGCUCUGUCACUUCGCUUUCGACUGACAAACCACGCCGACGUACUAUGGAAACCCUGACGAAGUCCUUCACGAGCAGUCUAGAUGACAAGGCUGGCAAUAUUACCAUUGGAUCAGCCACAGCAGCUGCAAAGAAAUGGGGUUGGGGUGUUUUUGGCAAAAGCGAGUCGAACACAACCCAGGAAAAACCCCAGUCUUCUGUAGGCACUCCUGGUCAACCUAUUGGACGCGGGCACCCCCACCCCCCACCAGGAGCCCCUUUACCCCAUCCCGACAGAUACGCUUUAAAGCGAAGCUCAAAUCCGGGUAAUUUUCCUAAGAGAAAGCCCAUAUCACCGGCAUUGCAUGAGCACGUUGGGGAGGGAAGUCCUCGCCCUGUAUCUCCCCCAAACUUCCCUCGCAGGAAACCAAUCCCUCCUGCCAUGCGUAUUGACCACACAGACGAGGUUCUUGUGGUCCAGGCACCUCAAGAUUCUGCACCGAAUAGUCCGGCCGUAGGAGAGCGGGAUUUCGAUGAAAGCUCCCAAGCCCCAAACCCGGCUUCAAGCGAGCCAUUUUCUAAUGCGGAAUUGACCGUAUCGGAAUCCGAACGUGGACAGCAUGACAGACAAGACGCUCUGCCCUUACAUUCAUUUCAACAAACAGACUCAUCCGCAGUGGCAAGUCAGGAUGCUGUGACUCCCCCUAGACCAGUUGAGCCUCCACCAGCAUAA
Penicillium angulare is the source of this 2772-nucleotide messenger RNA. Its product is annotated as SMP domain-containing protein. Gene Ontology annotation, cellular component: endoplasmic reticulum; ERMES complex. Lineage: Eukaryota; Fungi; Ascomycota; Eurotiomycetes; Eurotiales; Aspergillaceae. Gene Ontology annotation, molecular function: lipid binding. Bases 1 to 2772 code for a protein of 923 amino acids. The transcript is spliced from 2 exons. The record is from RefSeq and is a predicted model, not a curated record. Gene Ontology annotation, biological process: phospholipid transport.